Molecule: messenger RNA, 7921 nt
Organism: Aedes albopictus (Asian tiger mosquito)
Lineage: Eukaryota; Metazoa; Arthropoda; Insecta; Diptera; Culicidae
Gene: FASN1
Product: fatty acid synthase
Exons: 9
Coding region: 202-7473 (2423 amino acids)
Biological process (GO): fatty acid biosynthetic process
Molecular function (GO): phosphopantetheine binding; 3-oxoacyl-[acyl-carrier-protein] synthase activity; oxidoreductase activity
Source: RefSeq, a predicted model, not a curated record
AUUGAUGUUGUUUUGUUGCUUCCCUUUCUCCCUAGAUAGACUAGACGUCGUCCACUGGCCACACUUCGCACAGCAGCAGGCCAAGACAGAAGGACACAAGCCCCCCCUAGCCGACCGGUCAGUGCAGCGGACUAGGCCGCCAUUCCUUCCCGCGGAAAACGUUCCAAACAGAAGAAAACACGACGCAACAAAAGCGCAACGAUGCCAGCCCGCUUCGACGACGUCACUACUGAUACCCGCCGCGGUGUCCCCAGGGACCUGGGGGGACACUACGAUGGCUGUCAGAUUCAGGAUGACAUCUGCAUCACAGGCUUCUCCGGCCGCCUGCCGGAGAGCUCCAGCAUCGAAGAGUUCAAGCGCAACCUGAUGGAGGGCGUGGACAUGGUGAACGACGAUGACCGCCGGUGGCCCAAGGGGCUGUACGACCUCCCCACCAGGAUCGGCAAAAUCAAGGACGAAGAUCUGCAGAACUUGGACGCAGAGUUCUUCAAAAUUCACCAGAAGCAGGCGGAGUGUAUGGAUCCGCAGAUGAGGAUGCUACUCGAGUGUACCUACGAGGCUAUUAUUGAUGCGGGCAUCAAUCCUCAGGAACUCCGUGGUAGCCGCACGGGCGUGUACAUCGGAUGCUCCAACUCGGAAACGGAACAGCACUGGUGUGCCGAUCCGGACCUGGUCAACGGGUACGGUCUGAUCGGAUGUGCCCGUGCCAUGUUUGCCAAUCGGUUGUCCUUCACGUUCGACUUCAAAGGACCCAGCUACGCCGUGGAUACGGCCUGUUCCAGUUCGUUGAUUGCCAUGUCCACGGCAUUUGCCGAUAUGAAGGCUGGGCGGUGUGAUGCGGCCAUCGUGGCCGGAUGCGGUAUCAUCCUGAAGCCUACCAUGUCGCUGCAGUUCAAGCGGUUGAACAUGUUGGGCAAGGAGGGCAUGUGCAAGGUGUUUGACGAGUCCGGAAAUGGGUAUGUGCGGUCGGACGGUUGCGUGGUUACCUUCAUGCAACGGGCAUCCGAUUCGCGACGUAUCUACGCUAGUGUUCUGAACGUCCGAAUCAAUACCGACGGUUACAAGGAGCAGGGAAUUACCUUCCCGAAUGGAGCCAUGCAGAAGCGUCUGAUUCAGGAAACCUACGGCGAGAUCAAUCUCAACCCAGCUGAUGUGGUUUACGUUGAGGCUCACGGUACCGGAACGAAAGUCGGUGACCCGCAGGAGGUGAACAACAUUACCGACUUCUUCUGCAAGGACCGCAAGGCUCCACUUUUGAUCGGAUCGGUCAAAUCGAACAUGGGUCACUCGGAACCGGCUUCGGGAGUUUGUUCCAUUGCGAAGAUGCUGAUCGCUAUGGAAGCGGGCAUCAUUCCUGGAAAUCUGCAUUACAAGAACACCAACCCGGACCUGUACGGUUUGAUGGACGGUCGCGUUAAGGUCGUGGACCGUAACUUGCCAUGGAAUGGUGGAAUCAUCGGUCUGAAUUCAUUCGGAUUUGGUGGCGCCAACGCCCACGUGAUCAUGAAGUCCUACCCGAAACCGAAGCCCGUUAGUCCAAAGGACGGCUUCCCGAAGCUGGUUCUUGCUUCGGGACGUACAGAGGAAGCUGUUGAAGCCUUUUUGGAUGCAGCUAACGGCAACAAGGAUGACGAGGAGUUUGUUGGUUUGGUGAACGAGGUUCACAGCAAGAACAUCCCACUGCACUACUUCCGUGGGUACACGGUCAUGGGAGAAGGACAGGCUGUGCGGGAGGUCAGCGAUCUGAGUGACGACAAGCGGCCAAUCUGGUUUAUCUAUUCCGGUAUGGGAUCCCAAUGGGCCAGUAUGGCUAAGGAGAUGAUGCAGGUGGAGGUGUUCAACAACAGCAUCCACCGUUGCGCGGAAGCCCUUCGUCCGGAGGGUGUCGACCUGAUCGACAUCCUGACCAAGAGCGACGAGUCGCGGUUCGAUAACAUCUUGAACUCGUUCAUUUCGAUCGCUGCCGUUCAGGUGGCGCUGACCGAUGUGCUGAACCAUCUGGGAAUCGCUCCGGACGGUAUGGUCGGACACUCGGUGGGUGAACUGGGCUGUGCCUAUGCCGAUGGGUGCUUCACUCCGGAGCAAACCGUUUUGGCUGCCUACUGGAGAGGUCGUAGCAUCUUGGACACCCAGCUGAUCCCCGGGUUGAUGGCAGCGGUUGGACUCUCGUGGGAACAGUGCAAGGAGCGACUCCCGAAGGACAUUAUUGCCGCUUGUCAUAACAGCAGUGACAGCGUUACGAUUUCCGGACCCGUGGAUUCGAUCAACAAAUUUGUCGCCGAACUGAAUGCCGAAGGCGUCUUCGCCAAGGCGGUCAAAUCUUCCGGAAUUGCCUUCCACAGUCGGUACAUCGCUGACGCCGCACCGAAGCUGCGCAAGUCUUUGGACAAAAUCAUCCCGAACCCGAAGAAUCGCUCGCCACGGUGGAUUAGUACCAGCAUCCCGGAGGAGGCCUGGAACACCCCGUUGGCCCAGCAAUCGUCGGCGGCCUACCACGUGAACAACCUGCUGUCGUCGGUGCUGUUCUCGGAAGGGUUGCGCCACGUGCCGAGUAAUGCCAUUUGCAUCGAAAUCGCGCCGCACGGUUUGCUGCAGGCCAUUCUGAAGCGUGCCCUCGGAAAGGAUGCCACCAAUCUGAGCCUGAUGAAGCGCGGCCAUGAUAAUAACGUGAUCUUCAUGUUGUCCAACAUUGGAAAAUUGUACGCCGCUGGAGCUCAACCGCAGGUUCAGAAGUUGUACCGCCCGAUUACUUAUCCGGUUGGUCGUGGAACGCCCAUGUUGAACUCACUUGUCAAGUGGGAUCACUCGACCAAGUGGUACCUGGCCCGAUUUGGUGUUGAAAACAAAUCCGGCGAAACGGUCAUCGAUGUCAACCUGGAAAAGCCGGACGAUGCCUAUCUGGCCGGCCAUACCAUCGAUGGGCGUGUCCUGUUCCCUGCGACCGGGUACAUGACUCUGGCAUGGCGUACAUUCGCCAAAAUGCGCGGUUCGGACAUGGAAAAGACUCCGGUGGUGAUCGAGAAUGCCGUUUUCCACCGAGCCACCAUUCUGCCGAAGGAUGGCUCGGUCAAGUUCGGUGUGAACUUCUUCGACGGUACCGGAGCGUUCGAAAUCUGCGAAGGUGGAUCGCUGGCCGUGUCGGGUAAAAUCACUGUCCCGGAGAACAUCGAUAACGAGGAGCUGCCGUUGUAUCCGAUUGAUGAGGACAAGUCGGGUCUAUCGAUGAGCACCAGUGAUUCCUACAAGGAACUGCGUUUGAGAGGAUAUGACUAUGGCGGUCUGUUCCGUGGAAUCACCAAGGCCGAUGCUAGUCGAGUCACUGGUGAGCUGCAGUGGAAGGAUAACUGGGUCAGCUUUAUGGACACCAUGCUGCAGUUCAGCAUUCUGGGUAAGAACAUGCGCGAUUUGUACUUGCCCACUAGGAUCGAGAAGAUCGUGAUCAACCCGGCCCGCCACAUGGAUAUGAUGAACACUCUCAAGUCGAAGGAUCAAGAUGUUCCGGUUGCUGUUUACAGAAACAUUGAUGUGAUCAAGAGUGGAGGUGUGGAGAUGCGAGGAUUGAAGGCCACCCUAGCUCCGAAACGAUCGGGAUCCCAGGCUCCUCCGACUCUUGAGAAGUAUGUAUUUGUACCGAACUUCAACGAGAAGGAACUGGCCGAGAGUGGUGAGAAGUCAAGAUUCCGCUCGAUUUCCACGGCUGUUCACCUAGCUAUCGAAAACAGUGCCGGAGCACUGAAGAUUAAGGUCGCUGAAGCAUGCUUCCAACGUGCUCCGGAAAAUACCAUGGCUGCUACCGUACAGGCCAUUAUUGAGGGCGAACCGACCUUGGUAAGCGAUGUAGCGGUCGUUACCAAUUAUCAACCGGACACUCUCGUCCAGCACUUCGGCACGGACAGUGGAGUCCGUGUUGUGGCCAAGGAUGCCGCGGCAGGGCCCAUUGAACAAGGAUGCCAUAUGGUCAUCUCCUAUGACAUUCUUGGACGUCCUGACAGCCAAGCCGUACUCAGUAAUCUCCGGGAAUCGAUCCGUGACGAUGGAUUCCUGUUCUUGGAAGAAUCUCGCACCAACUUCGACGCCACCAAGAAGGGGAAGGCACUGUUCGAUUCGCUGAAGCUGACAACUGUGACGUAUCAAUUCUACGACAAGAAGGUCUUCGUACUACUCCGUCCUACCAAUAGCUACGAGCAACGAAAGACAACCGUUAUUCAAGUCACCGAGAAGAACUUUACCUGGGUGGAAACGUUGAAGGCUGCUUUGGCCAAGGCCGAGGAAACCAACACCUUCGUUUACCUCGUCUGCCAAGGCGAAGAGAUGUUCGGCGCUCAAGGCUUCAUCAACUGCAUCAAGAACGAAGCCGGCGGCAAAUUCGCCCGUAUGAUCUUCAUCCAGGACAAGCGCGCGGAGAAAUUCUCCCUCACGGGCAAGUCCUACGUGGAGCAGUUAAAGAAAGAUCUGAUUUGCAACGUUAUGAACUCAAGUGGUGUUUGGGGAAGCUUCCGCCAUCUCCGGCUGGACAACCAGACCAACGGAACAUCGCUGCAGGUGGAGCAUGCCUACGUGAACGCACUGACCAAGGGCGAUUUGGCGAGUUUGAAGUGGAUCGAAGGCCCGCUGUCGCGUGACCGACCGGACCCCAAGGACAAGAAGCAGGAGCUGUGCACCGUGUACUAUGCUCCGAUCAACUUCCGCGACGUUAUGUUGAGUUCCGGUAAGCUGGGAGUUGACGCCCUGCCGGGUGAUCUGCCCACGCAGGAUUGCAUUCUGGGAUUGGAGUUCUCCGGUCGGGACGCAUCCGGUCGUCGCAUCAUGGCCAUGGUUCCGGCGAAAUCGCUGGCCACUACCUGUGUAGCUCACCGUAACAUGAUGUGGGAAAUUCCGGACAACUGGACCAUGGAGCAAGCCUCAACGGUACCGUGCGUCUAUUCCACUGUUUACUACGCCCUGGUUGUACGUGGUCGCAUGAAGCGCGGCGAGUCGAUUCUGAUCCACGCCGGAUCCGGUGGAGUCGGGCAGGCUGCCAUCUCGGUAGCCCUCGCCGCUGGCCUGACGGUGUUCACCACCGUCGGUAGCAAGGAAAAGCGAGACUUCCUGAAGCGUACCUUCCCGCAGCUGCAAGACCGUCACAUUGGAAACUCCCGAGAUAGCUCGUUCGAGCAGAUGGUCAUGCGUGAGACUCAGGGACGCGGUGUGGAUCUGGUACUGAACUCGUUGGCCGAUGAGAAACUGCAGGCCUCGGUUCGGUGCUUGGGUUUGAACGGUCGAUUCUUGGAAAUUGGCAAGUUCGAUUUGAGUAACAACAGCCCGCUGGGUAUGUCGGUGUUCCUGAAGAACACUUCCUUCCAUGGUAUUCUGGUCGACAGCAUCAUGGAUGGCGAUGAUGACGUGCUGGCUGAGGUCGUACGAUUGGUUUCGGAGGGUAUCAAGAGCGGCGCGGUACGCCCUCUGCCAACCAGUGUGUUCGGCGACCAGCAGGUGGAACAAGCCUUCCGAUUCAUGGCUUCCGGUAAGCACAUCGGAAAGGUUGUUCUCAAGAUCCGCGACGAGGAAAAGGCCAAGGUGGUUGUUCCUGCGCCGAAGCUGAUUUCCGCUAUUCCUCGUACCUACAUGCACAAGGAGAAGAGCUACAUCCUGAUCGGUGGAUUGGGAGGGUUCGGUCUGGAGUUGUCCAACUGGUUGGUAUCCCGUGGGGCUACGAAGAUUGUGCUGACCUCUCGCAGCGGAGUACGAACUGGCUAUCAAGCGCUGAUGAUCAAGCGUUGGAGCGAACGUGGCGUUACGGUUUCGAUCGAUACGAACGAUGUGACCACCCUGAAGGGAGCGCAGAAGCUGCUGCAGGCUGCCAAUAAGCUGGGCCCAGUCGGAGGCGUGUUCAAUUUGGCCGCUGUUCUGCGGGAUGGUCUGUUGGAAAAUGCCACCGAAGCGGACUUCAAGACUGUCUGUGUGCCUAAGGUUGACGGAACAAAGAACUUGGAUCAGGCUACCCGGGAACUGUGUCCGGAUUUGGAUUACUUUGUGUGCUUCUCGAGUGUUUCCUGCGGUCGAGGUAACAUUGGUCAGGUGAAUUACGGCUUGGCCAACUCGGCUAUGGAGAGAAUUUGCGAGGCACGUCAAGCUGUCGGUUUGCCUGGAACUGCCAUCCAGUGGGGUGCCAUCGGAGAUACCGGUUUGGUACUGGAGAACUUGGGUGACAACGAUACGGUUGUCGGAGGUACUCUUCCCCAAAGAAUGCCGUCCUGUCUUCAGACAAUGGACUUCUUCAUGCAACAGCCUUGUCCAGUGCUGGCCUCUAUGGUUGUGGCCGAGAAGCGUAAGGCCGAAACCGGAGGAGCUGGAUUGGUCAGUUGUGUUGCCAACAUUCUUGGUCUGAAGGAUACUAAGAACGUGUCCGAUUCGGCCACGCUUGCUGACCUUGGAAUGGAUUCCUUGAUGGGUGCUGAAAUCAAGCAAACCCUUGAACGAAACUUUGACACCGUCCUGAGUGCAGCCGAAAUCCGUAUGCUCACGUUCGGUCGUCUAAAAGCCCUAGAAAAUGGUGGCGCCGAUGUACCUGGAAGCCCCGUUCCACCAACAUCUGCUUCUCCUGAACCUAAAGAGCAAGACCAGAAUGGUCUCGGAGAUGGAACUCAGGUCCGAUUCAGUGCAGAUCUCAUGCCUACGCAGUGUCUUGUCCGGUUGGACUCCAAGGCCCCACCCUCCAGCAAGGACUGCCCAGUGUUCAUGGUCCAUGCCAUUGAAGGUGUCAUCACUUCGUUGAUUCCUCUAGCACAAACCCUUCCAGUUCCUGUGUACGGUCUCCAAUGUGUAGCCGAAGCACCUAUCGAAUCUCUGGAAACCUUGGCCGCGUUCUACAUCAAACACGUCCGAUCGGUCCAACCCAAGGGUCCGUACACCAUCGUAGGCUACUCCUUCGGAGCUUCGGUCGCCUACGAAAUGGUAGCCCAGCUGGAAAAUGCCAAAGAAACCUGCCGACUACUGAUGCUGGACGGUUCGCCCCGGUACAUUGCCGGCUACACGGACGCACAAAAGCAGCGCAUCGACAACGGAGAAGCCCUGCAGGCGGAAGAUGAAGCCUACGCGCUGGCCUUCUUUGCCAUGGUCUGCGGCAAUCUGGACUACAGCAAGACUGCCCACGAACUGAUUGCGCCGAAAACGUGGGAAGCACGAUUGCAAAAAUGCGCCGAAAUGGUUCGCGUGCGAACGCCACAAUACUCGCAGAAACUGCUUGAAACGACAGCGGAAUCGUUUGUGCACAAAAUCGUUGCCGGCCAUCUGUACAAACCCACUUCCAAGAUCAGUGCCCCAGUGAAACUGGUGAAACCCACCGAAAACUAUGCCAAAUUGCAAGGCGAUUACGGCCUUUCCGAGCUCUGCACGAAAGAAGUCAAGGUGACGACAGUGAAAGGCGAUCACCGAUCCAUUCUGGUGGGUGAUUCAAUGCUGGAAAUCUCCAAACUUCUCCACGAGCUGCUGUAAGCGGACGGAUGAUGAAGCACACUCGUCGUAGUAGUCACACAUCUUUCGCACGCACAUUACACAAGGACGCGGCCGGCGGCCCACGCAUGUGGACGCAUAUUAGCAUACACCUAUUGAUACGAAUCGUCCCCCUAAUCACUCGGAGGGAGGAAGGGCGAGUGAGAGUCAGAAGAAAUUGUAAUUUAUUUUCGUUCUCUUUUGUGUAUAGUUCAAAUCUCUACUUCCCGACUAUUCUAUAGUCAGUUUUUUUUUUUUGGUUUUAAGAAGGUUUCGCUGGAGGCACAAUCCAGAUGGGAACCUAUUGGCACUGUUAACGCAAGCGUGAUUUAUAAAGACUAGUAGGAGGAUGCAGUUCAAAGAGUGCUGGCACUAGACGUCUGAUCCAGGUCCGUUUCAGGGGUAGUGUCACCGCGCUUUGCUGUAGUUUCAAGGACACGGAAAACUAUAA